AUGGCCUCCAAAGACCAGGGCUCCGGCCCCAACAAACCUCCCGCCGACGAUGACGGCUUCCCGAAACCUCAGUUCCCCGGACGCUCCGACAGGCCAGGCCCGCCGAGCAUCAUCUCCUCGCGUAUGACCGAUAUCGCGUCCGACGACGGUGGGGAAGCCGCCACCCAGCAGACUCUUUCCGAGAACCCGCGCAGGAAAAGCGGCAUGGCCUCCGAGACUGUGUCGCGGCCAGGAACGGCAAAGACAGGCAUGUCUGGAUCCAGGGAAGGCUGGCGACGAGGGCCUCCUCCGCGACUGAACUACAUCACGAGUCUGCACGAGAAGAGGGGGAGUAUUGGCGGGGGCAGUACUGCCGGCUCUGUCAACACUCGGCCGCCCAGUUCUGCCAGCCGCAGCCAUGUCCCAUCUCUCACGUCUUCGGCCUUUUUUCGUCCCAUGAGUUCCCAGAAACUGCAGGCCCAGCGCGGCGGCGCAUCUCGCCCCUCAACCCAAAACCGACAACAACCGACUCUGGAGGAUGCCGAGCCUGCGGAACCGAGUCCUGCGGCCGCGGCUGCUGUGGCCAGUGGCGGACCGAAUGCUCGACACAGCGUCAUCUCAAACCCGGUUUCGAACCCCGUUGCUCGCCUUCAGAGGCAGCUCAGCGGUGACGGCGAAGGAAGGCCACCUCCAUCUCGAGGAACUGAAUACACCGACCAGGGAACCUACGACAGAAUAACCGCCAACACCAGCCCGACACACGGCCAUUACCCAGCAGGCAGCAUGUCUGAAAGCGUCACCCCGAUAUACCGCCAACAGCGCAAUAGCCGAAACCUCAGCGUGAAUGUGGACAGACGGUUCAGGGAUCGAGGCAAUCAGAGCCCCGCCAAGUCACCGCGAUCCUUCCGCUCAAGCUUCUUGCUGCCGGGGAGAAGCGACGGCGAGCAGAACAAGUCCAACCGAAGCUUGCCGGGUGCCGAGAAGCUUUCUUCAAAUGCGUCGACCCCGCGACUGAACCCGGUGGACUCCUCGAGACCCGCAGACAAGAACAACUUGAGGAAGUCCAAAACCAACCUGGGCUACGUCUUUGAAUAUUUUGAAGGAAACACUGUCUUCUGUCUCGGUGGUCGUUUCCAAAACACCAAGCAUAGGCCAGUGAACGUCGCCACGGGGCUGUUCAUCAUCAUUCCUGCUGUGCUCUUCUUCAUCUUCUCUGCACCAUGGAUAUGGCAUAACAUUAGCCCUGCCAUACCCAUAACGUUUGCAUACCUCUUCUACAUCUGCAUCUCCUCCUUCCUCCAUGCGUCUGUUUCUGACCCUGGUAUUCUUCCUCGUAAUCUUCACGUUUUCCCUCCUCUGGAACCCACCGAAGACCCCCUCCGACUAGGCCCUCCGACAAACGACUGGACUCUCAUCAAGUCCGCCGAGUCCUCCACAGCAGCCAUGGAGGUUCCCGUCAAGCACUGCCGAACGUGCAACAUCUGGCGACCUCCUCGCGCUCACCACUGCCGUCUCUGCGACAACUGCAUCGAGACCCACGACCACCACUGCGUCUGGCUCAAUAACUGCGUUGGCCGACGUAACUACCGAUAUUUCUUUGCCUUCGUGUCAUCCGCCACAUUCCUCUCGCUCUACCUUAUGGGUGCCUCUCUGGCCCAAAUCCUCAUCCACAUGAACCUUUCCGGCAUUUCCUUUGGCCAAUCCAUCAACGACUUCCGCGUCCCGUUUGCGAUGGUUAUCUACGGUUUCAUUUCGUUCCUGUACCCGGCCGCCCUAAUGGGCUACCACAUCUUCUUGAUGGCGCGAGGCGAGACGACUAGAGAGUAUAUCAACUCCCACAAGUUCAUCAAGAAGGAGCGCUUCCGGGCCUUCACCCAAGGCAGCAUGCUCAAGAACUGGAUCGUUGUUCUCUGCCGACCUCGGCCACCUACCUACUACCAAUUCAAGAAGCGGUACAACUCUGGCGACCAGCGUCUCGGUGCCUACAGGGAGCAACCCAAGGGCGACUCCCAGGGCAUGGAGAUGCACAGCGUGAAGCCAGCGUCCGGGUUCCAAGGCCCCGUUUCUUUACGCAACGAAGCAAACACUGCUACGACAUAA
This is a messenger RNA of Colletotrichum chrysophilum, 2079 nucleotides long. It is a transcript of the gene ERF2, whose product is annotated as Eukaryotic peptide chain release factor GTP-binding subunit. Gene Ontology annotation, biological process: protein targeting to membrane; peptidyl-L-cysteine S-palmitoylation. The transcript is spliced from 2 exons. The record is from RefSeq and is a predicted model, not a curated record. Gene Ontology annotation, cellular component: Golgi apparatus; endoplasmic reticulum. Gene Ontology annotation, molecular function: protein-cysteine S-palmitoyltransferase activity. Lineage: Eukaryota; Fungi; Ascomycota; Sordariomycetes; Glomerellales; Glomerellaceae. Bases 1 to 2079 code for a protein of 692 amino acids.